Messenger RNA from Mesoplodon densirostris (Blainville's beaked whale), 828 nucleotides. RefSeq names its product R-spondin 3 (gene RSPO3). Bases 1 to 828 code for a protein of 275 amino acids. The record is from RefSeq and is a predicted model, not a curated record. Lineage: Eukaryota; Metazoa; Chordata; Mammalia; Artiodactyla; Ziphiidae. The transcript has 5 exons.
AUGCACUUGCGACUGAUUUCUUGUUUUUUUAUCAUUUUGAACUUUUUGGAAUACAUCGGCAGCCAAAACGCCUCCCGGGGAAGGCGCCAGCGAAGAAUGCAUCCUAACGUCAGUCAAGGCUGCCAAGGAGGCUGUGCAACAUGUUCAGAUUACAAUGGAUGUUUGUCAUGUAAGCCCAAACUAUUUUUUGUUCUGGAAAGAAUUGGCAUGAAGCAGAUUGGAGUGUGUCUCUCUUCAUGUCCAAGUGGAUAUUAUGGAACUCGUUAUCCAGAUAUAAAUAAGUGUACAAAAUGCAAAGCUGACUGUGAUACCUGUUUCAACAAAAAUUUCUGCACAAAAUGUAAAAGUGGAUUUUACUUACACCUUGGAAAGUGCCUUGACAAUUGCCCAGAAGGGUUGGAAGCCAAUAACCAUACCAUGGAGUGCGUCAGUAUUGUGCACUGUGAAACCAGUGAAUGGAGUCCUUGGAGUCCAUGCACGAAAAAAGGAAAAACAUGUGGCUUCAAAAGAGGGACUGAAACACGGGUCCGAGAAAUAAUACAGCAUCCAUCAGCAAAGGGUAACCUGUGUCCCCCCACCAGUGAGACAAGAAAGUGUACAGUGCAGAGAAAGAAGUGUCAGAAGGGAGAACGAGGAAAAAAAGGAAGGGAGAGAAAAAGAAAAAAACUUAAUAAAGAAGAAAGUAAGGAUGCAAUACCUGAUAACAAAGGUCUGGAGCCCAGCAGAGAAACUCCAGAGCAACGAGAAAACAAAGACAAACAGCAGCAGAAGAAGCGAAAGGUCCAAGAUAAACAACAGAAAUCGGUAUCAGUCAGCACUGUACACUAG